Molecule: messenger RNA, 2016 nt
Organism: Anopheles marshallii
Lineage: Eukaryota; Metazoa; Arthropoda; Insecta; Diptera; Culicidae
Gene: Pngl
Product: peptide-N(4)-(N-acetyl-beta-glucosaminyl)asparagine amidase
Exons: 4
Coding region: 1-2016 (671 amino acids)
Biological process (GO): glycoprotein catabolic process; protein quality control for misfolded or incompletely synthesized proteins; protein deglycosylation
Cellular component (GO): cytoplasm; nucleus; cytosol
Molecular function (GO): peptide-N4-(N-acetyl-beta-glucosaminyl)asparagine amidase activity
Source: RefSeq, a predicted model, not a curated record
AUGGCAGCACUUAAUCAAGCGCUCGUGUUGGCCCUCGAAAGCAAUCCAAAGGAGUCGUACGUGGUGGCGGCGGAAACACUUUUGCGUCUGCUGGACAACAUUAUACGCGAGCCGCAAAACGCCAAGUACCGAACAGUGCGAAUAGACAAUCCAUCGAUCAGGGAGAAGCUGCUGUCGGCGGAUGGUAUGAAGCAGUUGAUGUUAGCUAUCGGGUUUAUCGAAUCAAACGGAACGCUCACAGUACCGUCGAAUGUGCUGCUAGCAAAUCUGCGAAGGUACCGCGAAUUUAUACACGAACGAAAAGAGUUGAUCAAAAAUCCUCCAAAGGAGAAGGACAUCAACGGCAGCAUUACAUGCUCCCGCAACAUCACUGCUACAACCACCAACAACAUUCCACUGGAACAAACGGCAACCAAAAGUAAACCUGAAAUGGUCUUACAACCGUCCGGGAGUAAUGCCACCGGACGGCAGCAACAAACAGAAGCUUCUUGCGUGGUUAAGUCUAGUCGACCGUUUCUGGCACGGAUUGAAUUCCCGAAAGUGGUACAGGGUAAUAAUACGUUGCUACGCCAGCUUGAGCUGCUAUCCGAUCAGGUGAUGCAAUACGAAGACGAGCUGCUUUUAGCUAGCGGCAAAAGCCUAAUCCCGAUCGAUACACUUACGACAAAGGCAAAAAGUAAACUAACCCAGUGGAAACGAUUGCUAGCAUCAAACGAAGUUACUGACCAGAAGGAACCGAGUGAAGAGGAUCUCCUUCUCGAGGAGUUGACCGCCUGGUUUCGGGCGGACUUUUUCACCUGGGUAAAUGCCCUGCCCUGUACGGUGUGUGGCAACGAGAAGACACAGCUAGUUCGCAGCACCGUCGAGGAUGGGGUACGUGUGGAAAUUUAUCGAUGCUGCGGACAAUUACGUCACUUUUAUCGCUACAACGAUGUGGAAAAGUUGCUUCAAACCCGUCGUGGCCGCUGUGGCGAAUGGGCCAACUGUUUUACAUUCCUGUGUCGCUGCCUUGGGUACGAUGCACGGUACGUAUUUUCCACCGGUGAUCACGUCUGGACGGAGGUUUGGUCCGAACGAAGACAGCGGUGGAUCCACGUGGAUCCGUGUGAAAAUGUGCUCGAUGCACCGCUUAUGUACGAGCAUGGUUGGAGAAAGGAAAUUACGUACGUGUUCGCAUUUACUCGCGAUGAUGUACAGGAUGUUAGCUGCCGCUAUUCGAAUAACCAUAAGCAACUGUUGCAGCGAAGAAGGGAAUCGGGUGCGUGUAGUGAGCAGGCGCUUCUAGACGCUAUCGGCAAGUUGAGGACGAAACGACGAGCCGGAUUGAGCUGCACCCCCGAAAGGGUGACACUUUUGCGGAAACGCACGAUUGACGAAUGUCUGGAGCUACUAGGGAAUGGUGGUAGAGUGCCAACAGCGGCAGAACGCGAGGGUCGUAGCUCGGGAAGUCUCGAGUGGCGGUUACAACGGGGCGAACAGCAAAUCAAUACACGGUACAUGUUCAUUCCAACAGAAGAAGAGGUCCAGGCAAAACAGUUCAACAUUCGUUAUUGCUGUGCAACGGAUUGCUAUGAGCGAUUUUUAAAAGGUGCUAGCAACCGGGUAAACGAAAAGAUUACGGAGAAAUCAAACGGCUGGGAGAGUCGGCAGUACAUUAGUCGCAACAUCUUCCGAAAAGAGGAACACGAUUGGAAAAUGGUUUAUCUGGCUAGGACUGAGGGAACCGACGAGGCAACGAUCGAGUGGAACUUUGACUUUUCCGUACAAGGACUGCGUGUGAAACAAAUUGAACUAAGAUUCGGUCAAGAAACGUAUGAUGGAGCAAAGGUGGAGCUAUACUAUAUCAAAAGUGAUGGUACCCAAUCGCAGGCUCUCUCUUCACUCUGUGAAUGUGGGAAGUUCACGCUGCAAGCACGCCUUUCUGGGGGCAAAUCGUGGCAGCACGCGCAACUUUUUCGACAAUCCAAAUCGGCUAGCGACGAGUAUCCGUUCGAGAUGAACAUCGUUUUAAUGUAG